GCCGGUAGUCGCCGCGAGCCGACUGCUGGCUACGCUGCCCACCGUCGGCUUGCGCUUCAUCGACCACGUGGUCGGCAACCAGCCCGACCUGCAGAUGGACAACGUGGCCAACUGGUACGAGCGCUCGCUCACAUUUCACCGCUUCUGGUCCAUCGACGACAAGCAGCUGCACACGGAUUUCUCGGCGCUGCGCUCGGUGGUCGUCACCAACUGGGACGAGACAAUCAAGAUGCCCAUCAACGAGCCGGCGCCGGGCAAGAGGAAGUCCCAGAUCCAGGAGUACGUCGACUUCUACGGCGGCGCUGGCGUACAGCACAUCGCGCUCAACACUAGCGACAUCAUCAGCGCAAUACGCAGCAUGAAAGCCCGCGGCAUGGAGUUCCUCACCAUCCCCGACACCUACUAUGAACAGCUUCGCGAGCAGCUCAAGCAUUCCAAGGUCAAGGUGGAGGAGGACCUGGAUGUCCUGCAGGAGCUGAACAUCCUAAUCGACUACGACGAUAAUGGAUACCUCCUGCAGAUAUUCACCAAAAUCAUGCAGGACCGGCCAACGCUGUUCAUGGAGACCAUUCAGCGGCACAACCACCAGGGCUUCGGAGCCGGAAACUUCAAGGCGCUGUUCACGGCGAUCGAGAUCGACCAGGCACGGCGCGGGAAUCUGUGAGCGGCGCGAGGAUGGACGGAGCGGGGCCGGCGGGCGCCUGCGAGCGGCGCGUGACGGCGGCCGCGAACGCAGCCAGGCGCGUCAAGACUUCAGUGCCAUUAUCUCGAACGUGCCCACUCACGGCAGUGUUUGGUAGAUUCAAUCACGGCAGUGUUCGGUACUCACCCACGUAUGCCCAGUGCGAGGCAGACACUCCUGCGGAGAGUCGCCGGGUGUCGUCUGUGUAAUCUCUAACAAAGGUUGCGGGCGGGUUAGCUGUGUCGUUCCCAGACAUACGUCAGCCAAUACAUGUUCACACAAACAAG
Pollicipes pollicipes is the source of this 969-nucleotide messenger RNA. RefSeq names its product 4-hydroxyphenylpyruvate dioxygenase. Gene Ontology annotation, biological process: L-tyrosine catabolic process. NCBI's taxonomy places the organism in Eukaryota, Metazoa, Arthropoda, Thecostraca, Pollicipedomorpha, Pollicipedidae. Gene Ontology annotation, molecular function: 4-hydroxyphenylpyruvate dioxygenase activity. Gene Ontology annotation, cellular component: Golgi membrane; endoplasmic reticulum membrane. The record is from RefSeq and is a predicted model, not a curated record. Bases 95 to 664 code for a protein of 189 amino acids. The transcript is spliced from 5 exons.